UCAGACAUGCACGGCCUGGUAGUUUGGGUUCCAGUGAGAUCUCAAAUUAGCUUCAAUGACCCACAAGGUCAUAUCGUCGAACAAAAAGAGCCCUUUAUUACAAUUGUUGUGGACGUGUCUUAAGUUCAAGUUUAAUCAACAGUACCAGUAGUGUUUAUAUACACCCUACUUCACUCACUCAUCGGUUGCAGUUUGAUCGGUUGUGGGAGGAGAAAGAAAUCAGUACGCUGAAGAAACGAAAUCGAACGCUUAUUUCGUACGGUAAGUAAGUAAUCAUGUCCGUGAAGUUUAGCAGGCGUGCCGACUAUAACUCGAUUCGCGUCUGUUUGUGUUGCGAGCAUGACACGACUGUUAACUCUAUACUUACCGGCAGUAAAUCUUAACUCAAGAUCUGUUGGAGCGAUUAAAUGCAAAAUGUUUCCGUAGAGUUAGCCUAUAAACGGCUCUAUUGCAAAUCAGCGACGGUGUUUUGUCAACUUCCAUACCGCCACCAAGAUUACUGUGCCCUUUAGAAAGAGUUCCUAUUAACGCGAUCAUUUGCAGUUGAUGAUUUCCUUAAGGUAUUUUUAAAACUCAUCCGUACACAAAAGGUGACAAAACUAACAAGGAAUUGCAGUUAAAGCGCCAGCCAUUUUCCGUGAGUUUAUUCCACGCUCGAGUUACUUUACAACCUUCAUGUGCAUAACUUAGCUCGUUGUGACGAAAAAGUACAUAUAGUUGAUCACGCGAACUGAACAUUUGAUAGUGAACGCCAAAUCUUUCUUCUUACAUAACGAAAGCAUGAAUUUUAAGUUCUUAAAUCGAGAGCAAACAAUCAAAAAAUGCUUUUUUUCUGAAAUACAAUUAGGCAUGUACAUGUUUGAUUCGAUGAGUUUUGUUUCGUUUACCGAAUAUUGCAGACAUUAUUGUGACAUGCAAAUACGAAUAUGGCAGUUAAGAGGCAGAUAGGGUGACAGGUAAAGAAUUUCAUUACCGCGAGUUAGCCCAGACAAACAAUUUGUAUUAUGGCUACAGGGAGGUUAUGCACAUGAAUGGACAAAUAAUACCAUUUUAAGUAAUCAUCAGUAACGCCUAGAGAGAUACACAAUUCUCUCUUGAGAAUUUUUUUAAGCAUUUUUAUUCUUUGGUAUUUGAUUCAAUUUUUUCCUUAAGAGCAAUUGAUAUUACGAUAAAAUCCAUUUUGCUUUUUGUUAGACAUAUUUAAUCCUAAAGUCCCGUCUUUGUAAUUAAUUGGCUUCAGGAAAUUUCGGCCUGAUUACUUUCGUUAAUAAUGCUCGAAAAGUUUCAGUUACCCAGAAGAUCUCAAGAUAAUUCGAUUGGCUUUUAAAAACAUUUUCUAUUGUAAUGCCGAGACUGAAGAAGGUCAUGGCUUUCAAAACACGCCAAACGCCAACAAAAAGCUAAAUUCCGCGUAAGAGCUUGACAUGCAUUUUCCCGUUCAUAAUAAGCGAAACUGGCACGACCGUGAGCUUAACGUGUGGUUAAAGCAAUAGGACAGAGCUAUUUCGGUGCGGAUCAUUUUGGAAACCAGCAUAGUGCCGGCUCAACAGGCGAGUCUUCCUAAUCUCUUUCUUUUCCUUUUUUUUUCUGCAAAAAAGAAACGGCAGCUCAGGUUACUUUGCCAUGGUCCAAAUUUAGCUGAGGCCAAUGACGAUGGGAAAAAGCGCACUAAAUCAUGAACAAAAUUCAGAAUUUAAUCUAAAUACUACCAUAAAACUUGCCUCAAAAUCUGCGUGCAGUCGAUUUCUGAGUGCAGAAAAAGCGCAUAAAAAGGAAGCGUAGGCAUUCUCUUCUCAAACUGUUCACCAACUCAAUUUCUGCUCAUUAGCUUGUUAACAAGCGCAUUGAAGGCUGACUUAACCACCCCCCUCCCCCUUAGUCACGCCUUUUUUGGCUUUUCUCUUAAUUCUGGUGUUGUAGAAGAGAGAGAUACCGGUGGUUAUAGGGCUAAAAUCUGGAUCGAGAGCUCCGCUUUCCAGCCUUUGCCGAGACGAUGGAAAUCGGUGUAAACUUAGAUGGAGAUGGGCCUCUAGACUCCCAACCCUUGCCCACAAUCCCCACUCAGGGUUAUGCAGGCUCAGCGUGAUAGAAAAACGAUGAUUUUGGGUCGCGAGCGUGUAGAAUAAGGUUACAAAUCAAAAACGCCUCUCUGAGCCUCUUCGAUCUAAAGAAUUAUUAUCUUCUAUUGAAAUCGAAGUAGUUUACUCCAUCUCCACAUUUCCUCUGAUCGUUAGACUUUGACAUGAUGAGCGGAACUAAGGACAAGGGAGAACUGUUGAUUAUAGCUAAUUUGGCUGAGCAGUCAGAAAGAUAUGAUGGUAAGUAACCCAUUUUAUUUUCCGUGCGUGUUUUACGAGAUUAUUUCAGAAAAGCCUCGUCAGUUUAACCUUUUCUACCCGGGAGGGGGGGACACUUGGGUCGAUUUUUGCGAGAUAUAUUCCACUGACCUCUCAGAACUCCCUACCCCAUGAUAGUGGGAGCCAACUAUAGAACCCAUCUAAGUCACUCUUGGGCAAAUGCGAUUUUUGCGAUCUCAACUUAGUCACUUGUUAAUCGUGAAUCUUCUCAUUUUUAAAUCUCUAAUUACCAGAAUUUUCUUACCUCCAAAAUCCUUAAACUGUGCGACCCCACUCUAUUGAAAAUGCAAUCCCAUCCAUUAACCUAUCACCAGGAAGUUCCCCCCCUCCCCCAAGGUCACUACCCUGCCUCUGUCACAAUUGGAACGCUGAAAGCAUAGCCACAAAGGUGCUUAUGGUCGACAUAAUCUAACUAAACCCUACAACUCCUAUGCGUGACCAAGACAGACUAAUGAGAUCUUAUGAGUGAAAGAGUUAAAGAGAAUCAUCAAUCUAGUCUAUGAUUAUUUCGACGCGGAAACACGAAUUCCAGAGAACAUAAACGCAGGCAUACAAACAUAUAUUUAUUUAUUUUAUUCUGCGUUUGACAUCCUAAAAUUGCUUUGAUAUCAGUCGAGGAGCUCUUCUAUUUCCUCUAUGCCUCAGAUUCAUUUCUUGUAGAUAAUAACUACCUUAAGGAUGAAAUGAGAGAAAAUGUAAUCGAAUAUCGAAAAUUAUCCAGUGCUGGGCUUUGGCUAAGUGAUUGGUUCGAAAUUCUCGCCACCUUCUUAACCAAUCAGAUGUCGAACUGAAUCUAUUCUACACCUCGGUCACUUGCGUUUUCCCGCGCUUCAGGCGGGUUGCUGUGUUCAGUUUGAGAUCUCAUUAGCACCUUGUAAAAUUAAUCUGUUUUCUGAUUGGCUGUCGUAAUAGCUUGGUUUUGGUUUUACCACAUUUAAUCGAAAAGCACUCUAGGUCUGAUCGUCAGCGGACUUUUCAUUCGACAGCUGAGAAUAACCGUUACUGAUGAACCCGCCUUCAAUUUUUUUUUUAUAUAAGAUAUGCUGGAAGCUAUGAAAAGCAUAGUGGUAAUGUCUAAAGUUCUGGAGACAGAGGAGCGAAAUAUGCUGUCUGUGGCCUACAAAAACGUUAUCGGCGCUAGACGUGCAGCAUGGAGAAUAUUCAGUGGCCUGGAGGUGAAACACGAAGGGGACGCUAAGAGCAAAAAAACUGUGACAGAAUACAGGGAGAAGGUAGAAAAGGAGAUACAAGAAAUAUCCUCCGGAAUUUUGAAACUUUUAGAUGAUCAUCUUAUACCGAAUGCUGACACAGAAGAGUCUAAAGUAUUUUUCUAUAAAAUGUAAGUGGAUUUGAGAUUAUUGAAAUGGAAUGGGUUAUAUUUAUUGUUAGGGACCAUUCAUUUAUUGCUGGGAUGGGGGGGGGGGAGGGGGGUGAGGAUGUCAGAGGAUUUUUGGGGAGGUCACAUGGUUUUUCAAGAGAACAGAGGAGUCAGUCGGUCUUUAACAGGGUCAGAGAGGGGACUAUGGAAAACUGAUUGCCAAUAAGGGGGGGUAGUGUCAUUAGAUUACUACAGAGCCUUUUUCAGAGCCUUAUAGGGAGCUUAGGUAUAAGUUAUUGUGGCACGAAUAAAACUCCUCCGAAACCCGUUCCCCACCCCUCGAUCGGCGAUAAAUAAGGAUCAGUCCCUGAAAUUGGUAAAUUUUGCUUCGCCUAUCUCCCCAUUAAGGUACUAGCUGAGAUAGAAAUCCCCCCUUGGCACGUGCGAAGCAUCUCCUAUGUCUUCAGCCAUUCGUUGGUUUUAUAGUCAUAGUUUUGUUUCAUUUAGUCUUGUCUCAGCGAUAAGUGGUCGAAGCUGAGGUACAAUUUUAAGGGUAGCACGUGUUAAAGCACUGUGAUUGUUGGAAAACAAAUCUUGAAGUUCUCCCAAGCUCCCAAAUAUAAAAAUUACGCCUACAAACGGAUAAUAAGAGCGUUCUUGCGCUUACAUAAGAUUGAUAGAGCUAAAACGCAGUGAGCAAUAUUAUAAGUAAAGUGUAAAAGAUCACCCUUGGAAACAGUAGCAGGACAUGCAACAUGUCCAAAAACGUGGAGUACUAUGUAAACUUUGGUCUAUGAGGUAAUCUUUCCUUCAACAAAAGGAAAAAAAAGAAAGAGCUACGCUAUUACUAGCUUUAGAACAACAAUUUCUAUUUGAGGGCCUAAAUUGAUGCGGGGUUGAUUGUUUGGUUUUUUUAGUACCCUUUGUGAUUGGUCUGGAAAGCUUGCAGUAGCGUCUACCCCAACCAGUCAUCGACAAUAAGAUGCAAAACCUUAAGUAAUCGGGACUUUUCCUUGCAUGUGUUUCCAGCGAAAUUUCAUUAUACCUCCUUGGAUACUUGUCUUUGUUUCGAUGUGUUAUUUUGAUUAUACUUAAAUCUUGAUUUAAUUUACGACAUUCGAAUGAAAAGCGCACUACAUCUGAAUACACUUUAGGAGAACAGUUUACUGAAAUUUAGUCUUUGAGGGAGAAAAAUGCUAGCAUGUCCGCUUGCAGGUGGAGUUCUGAUUCAUUCUUCGGGAAUAGGGAGAGGGAAGUUUAGUUAAUCAAUAUCUCUGGUGGCUCUCUGAUCUUCGGCUGGCACUGAAGAUAACGAGUGAGUGUUUCCUGGCCACGAUUUAUCUUUCCUCCCUCAUCUCUGAUUUCCAGGAAGGGCGAUUACUACCGAUACCUCACGGAGAUUUUACAAGGCGAUGAACGUAAGGCCCCAUCAAACCAAGCGUUGGAGGCCUACAAAGCUGCAGAUGAAGCUGCCUCCAAGCUGCAGUCCACGCACCCCAUCCGACUGGGCUUGGCACUAAACUUCUCCGUGUUCUACUAUGAGAUACUCGAUUCCCCAGAUGCUGCCUGUAAACUGGCGAAGGCAGCGUUUGAUGAGGCUGUGAAGGAUCUGGACCCGUCCGGAAACGAAAGCCAAUACAAAGAGAGCACUUUGAUUAUGCAGCUUCUGAGAGAUAAUUUGACACUAUGGACUUCGGAAAUGCAGGAGGAAGGUGAGUGCGGCAUAAACGAU
Messenger RNA from Pocillopora meandrina, 5407 nucleotides. Lineage: Eukaryota; Metazoa; Cnidaria; Anthozoa; Scleractinia; Pocilloporidae. The record is from the annotation of a GenBank genome assembly.